AUGUGGAGAGUUCCGCAGCUCACCCUGUGUGGUCAGUCUGAAUUAGCAUGGUUUCUCAGCACCCAAAGGGCUAGAGAAGAGCAGCAGCACGAAUACUGCGGACCGCCGAUGGACAAGGACGCAGGCAGUGGCUGCUCCAAGAGCGAAGAGAAGCGGGAGAAGAUGAAACGGACCCUCUUAAAAGAUUGGAAGGCCCGUCUGAGCUACUUCUUACAAAAUUCCUCCACUCCCGGGAAGCCUAAACCAGGCAAGAAAAGCAAACAGCAAACUUUUAUUAAGCCAUCUCCUGAGGAAGCUCAGCUGUGGUCAGAAGCAUUUGAUGAGCUGCUAGCCAGUAAAUAUGGUCUUGCUGCAUUCAGGGCUUUUCUAAAAUCUGAAUUUUGUGAAGAAAAUAUUGAAUUCUGGCUGGCCUGUGAAGACUUCAAAAAAACAAAGUCACCCCAAAAGCUGUCCUCAAAAGCAAGGAAAAUAUAUACUGACUUCAUAGAAAAGGAAGCUCCAAAGGAGAUAAACAUAGACUUUCAAACCAAAACUCUAAUUGCCCAAAAUUUACAAGAUGCUGCAAGUGGUUGCUUUACAACUGCACAGAAAAGAGUUUACAGCUUGAUGGAAAACAACUCUUAUCCCCGUUUCUUGGAGUCCGAAUUCUACCAGGACUUGUGUAAAAAGCCACAGAUCCCCGCUGAACACCAUGCAACAUGAGAUGAAAAAGGACCCCAGAAAUGGACAUUUCGGUUUUUUUUUUUCCUAACAAGAAAGGCUGUGACAGGUCAAGAAAUCAAAAGACUGACCUUGAAUUCAGCCUGGGAGUUCAGGAAACAGCACUCUUUAACUAUUGAUUCAAAGUUGGUUAGUAACUCAGAAAGCCAGGAAGAGUCUAAGAAAAGCUUAUAUUGGGAUGUCUCCCAUCAGUGCAUAUAGGAAAGAGGAAAGGAAGGAGCCAUGGCCUGCGUGUGGUGUCUCGGACUCUGGAGAAGCCAGAAUGUGAGAGGAACCAUAGGACAUAAUGCUGUCAGUCCAGAAGCAUUUAAAUCAAUAGAUCUGGGAUGUGGCCUUAGGUAACUGGCUCUAUGUUUUUCCUUAAAUCCAUCCAUGUUACCACAUAGUGGUCUUAGUUUUAGGUUUUUAGUACUAUAUAAUGUUAACAUGUUUACUGUGUGAAAGGGUACUGAAGUUCUAAUGGCUACACAUCAUCAGUACUAUUGUCUAAUUGAACACUGAAAACUGUCUGUGUUUGAACCGUUAGGUGGUCUGUGAAAUAAAAUGAGUG
Messenger RNA from Echinops telfairi (small Madagascar hedgehog), 1270 nucleotides. RefSeq names its product regulator of G-protein signaling 2. The record is from RefSeq and is a predicted model, not a curated record. NCBI's taxonomy places the organism in Eukaryota, Metazoa, Chordata, Mammalia, Afrosoricida, Tenrecidae.